Mustela lutreola (European mink) is the source of this 3227-nucleotide messenger RNA. It is a transcript of the gene CTNNA3, whose product is annotated as catenin alpha 3. Gene Ontology annotation, molecular function: beta-catenin binding; actin filament binding; cadherin binding. The transcript is spliced from 18 exons. The record is from RefSeq and is a predicted model, not a curated record. Gene Ontology annotation, biological process: cell migration; cell-cell adhesion. NCBI's taxonomy places the organism in Eukaryota, Metazoa, Chordata, Mammalia, Carnivora, Mustelidae. Bases 174 to 2861 code for a protein of 895 amino acids. Gene Ontology annotation, cellular component: fascia adherens; adherens junction.
GUGACUGCCCCACUGCCACUGCCUCUUAAUUUGGUACUCUGUAACUCUGACUAAGAAGCUGUCUUCUUCUUUUUAUCCACCCCCCCAAAACUCUUUUUUGGAAAAUUCCCUACAAGAGCCGAUUUUUUUUUUUUUUUAAACAUUUACUUUAUAGAAAGCAACAGAAAGGCAGCAUGUCAGCUGAAACACCAGUCACACUGAAUAUUGAUCCUCAGGAUCUGCAGGUCCAAACAUUUACUGUAGAGAAGCUACUGGAGCCACUCAUAAUCCAGGUUACUACACUUGUAAAUUGUCCCCAGAAUCCUUCCAACAGGAGAAAAGGACGUUCAAAACGAGCCAGAGUCCUCCUAGCUUCUGUGGAGGAAGCAACUUGGAAUUUAUUAGACAAGGGGCAGAAGAUUGCUCAGGAAGCCACAGUUUUGAAGAAGGAGCUUACUACUGCACUUGAGGAAGUUCGCAAAGAAAGUGAAGCUCUGAAAGUAUCAGCUGAGAGAUUUGCAGAUGAUCCAUGUUAUCUCCCCAAAAGGGAGGCUGUGGUUCAAGCUGCCCGUGCCUUGUUGGCUGCAGUUACCAGACUCCUUAUCCUCGCAGACAUGAUAGAUGUCAUGAGUCUCUUGCAGCACGUGUCAGCUUUUCAAAGAACAUUUGAGUCUCUAAAAAAUGUUUCCAAUAAAUCUGACCUCCAGAAAACCUACCAGAAGCUUGGAAAGGAGCUGGAAAAUCUGGAUUAUUUAGCCUUCAAACGUCAGCAGGACUUAAAAUCUCCAAAUCAGAGGGAUGAAAUUGCAGGGGCCCGGGCCUCACUGAAGGAGAACUCCCCCCUCUUGCAUUCAAUUUGCUCAGCUUGUUUGGAACAUUCUGAUGUUGCUUCCCUCCAAGCCAGCAAGGACACAGUUUGUGAAGAAAUUCACAAUGCCCUCAAUGUAAUUUCAAAUGCUUCACAAGGCAUCCAGAAUACGCGUGCCCCACCAGAACCUAAGGCAGCAACACUAGGAAGUGCCCUUGAUGAGCUUGAGAAUUUAAUUGUCUUGGAUCCACUCACAGUGACUGAGGAAGAAAUUAGACCAUCUCUAGAGAAACGUCUUGAAGCCAUUAUCAGUGGGGCUGCACUAUUGGCUGACUCUUCAUGCACUAGAGAUUUCCAUCGGGAACGGAUUAUUGCAGAAUGCAAUGCCAUUCGCCAGGCUCUCCAGGACCUGCUUUCAGAGUACAUGAACAAUACUGGAAAAAAGGAAAGGAGUAAUACCCUGAAUAUUGCAAUAGACAACAUGUGUAAGAAGACAAGAGACCUUCGCAGACAGCUCCGUAAGGCUAUUAUAGAUCAUGUGUCAGACUCCUUUUUGGAUACAACAGUCCCGCUUUUGGUUCUCAUUGAAGCUGCCAAGAAUGGCCGAGAAAAGGAAAUAAAAGAAUAUGCUUCAAUAUUUCGUGAACACACCAACAGGCUUAUAGAGGUUGCAAAUCUUGCUUGCUCCAUGUCAACAAAUGAAGAUGGAAUUAAAAUUGUCAGAAUUGCAGCCAAUCACCUAGAAACCUUGUGUCCCCAGAUCAUUAAUGCUGCACUUGCUUUGGCGGCAAGACCCAAAAGUCAAGUGGUCAAAAAAACCAUGGAAAUGUAUAAGCACACGUGGGAGAAUCAUAUCCAUGUCCUCACCGAAGCUGUAGAUGACAUUACAAGCAUUGAUGACUUCCUUGCUGUAUCUGAGAGCCAUAUCCUUGAAGAUGUCAACAAGUGUAUCAUAGCAUUGAGAGACCAGGAUGUUGAUAAUUUAGACCGUGCUGCAGGUGCUAUCAGAGGACGGGCAGCAAGAGUUGCUCACAUUGUCACAGGUGAAAUGGACAGUUAUGAGCCAGGAGCUUACACUGAAGGUGUGAUGAGAAACGUUAACUUCCUGACAACUACUGCAAUACCUGAGUUUGUAACACAAGUGGAUGUUGCCUUAGAAGCCUUAAAUAAAAACUCUUUGGAUGUAUUUGAUGAUGAUCAAUUUGUGGACAUCUCAAAGAAGAUCUAUGAUACAAUUCAUGAUAUCAGAUGUUCGGUCAUGAUGAUUCGGACCCCAGAGGAACUGGAGGAUGUUUCUGACUUGGAAGAGGAACAUGAGGUGCGCAGUCACACCAGCGUUCAGACCGAAGGGAAAACUGACAGGGCUAAGAUGACUCAAUUGCCUGAGGCAGAAAAGGAAAAGAUUGCUGAGCAAGUUGCUGAUUUCAAGAAAGUAAAGAGUAAACUGGAUGCUGAGAUUGAGAUUUGGGAUGAUACCAGCAAUGAUAUCAUUGUUCUGGCCAAGAAGAUGUGUAUGAUUAUGAUGGAGAUGACAGACUUCACAAGGGGCAAAGGACCACUAAAGCAUACAACUGAUGUGAUCUAUGCAGCUAAAAUGAUAUCAGAAUCAGGAUCAAGGAUGGAUGUCCUUGCUCGGCAGAUCGCUAACCAGUGUCCAGAUCCAUCAUGCAAACAAGAUUUGUUGGCCUAUCUGGAACAGAUUAAGUUUUACUCUCACCAACUGAAAAUCUGCAGUCAAGUUAAAGCUGAGAUCCAGAAUCUGGGAGGAGAGCUCAUCAUGUCUGCUUUGGACAGCGUCACCUCCCUGAUCCAAGCAGCCAAAAAUUUAAUGAAUGCUGUGGUGCAAACAGUGAAAAUGUCUUACAUUGCCUCAACGAAGAUCAUCCGAAUUCAGAGUCCUGCUGGGCCCCGGCACCCAGUUGUGAUGUGGAGAAUGAAGGCUCCUGCAAAAAAGCCCUUGAUUAAAAGAGAGAAGCCAGAGGAGACUUGUGCAGCUGUCAGACGAGGCUCAGCAAAGAAAAAAAUCCACCCAGUGCAAGUCAUGAGUGAAUUUAGAGGACGGCAUGUCUACUAAACCCACAAUUCUACACUAGUGCCUAUAUUAUAAAGUCCUGGUGAAACACAGUGUUUUAAUUUUACACUUAAUUAAUUCUGUAAGUUCACUAACUUUUAGAAUUUAAUGCACAAUUAACAUGAAACAUUGGAGGCAACAUAUAUUUGGGAUCACGUCAUUGUCAUCUCUGUCUGGCCAGCACCUAGUAAGUACACAAUACAUGCUUGCUGAAUGAAUGAACAUUUUAGGUGUCAUCCAGCUUUUCCUGUCACAGGCAGCAUCUUACAUUUGCUACCAAAUGAACACUGGAGACUCAAAUGAGUCCUAGUCUUCUGUAAAAGCUUAAGUACACUCACCUUAUCAUUUUGAAUUAAAACAUUGACAUGA